Messenger RNA from Nothoprocta perdicaria, 979 nucleotides. RefSeq names its product DEAD-box helicase 28 (gene DDX28). The transcript has a single exon. NCBI's taxonomy places the organism in Eukaryota, Metazoa, Chordata, Aves, Tinamiformes, Tinamidae. Gene Ontology annotation, biological process: mitochondrial large ribosomal subunit assembly. The annotation marks the transcript as partial. The record is from RefSeq and is a predicted model, not a curated record. Gene Ontology annotation, cellular component: mitochondrion.
CUGGACGAGUCCUUCGCGGGGCUGCUGGAGGAGAUCCUGGCGCAAACGCCGCUGGCCGCGGGAGCCGCCGGCCCCGCCGGCCCCAAGGAGGCCCAGACCCAGGUGGUGGUGGUGGGCGCCACUUUCCCUGCGGGGUUGAGCGAGGUGCUGGGGAGGUUCACGGACGUGGGACGCUUUGUCACGCUGGCCACGCGGAGCCUGCACUGCCUCCCGCCCCACGUCCCGCAGAAGUUCAUCCGCAUCAAGUGCCAGGACAAGCUAACUGAGCUGCUGCUGCUCCUCAAGGACCGCCGGCCGUCUACUGGGGCCGUCCUAGUCUUCUGCAACAACGCCAGCACCGUCAACUGGCUGGGCUACAUCCUGGAUGACCACAAAAUCAAGCACCUGAGGCUGCAGGGACAGAUGUCGGCAGCCGACAGAGUCGGCAUCUUCGCCRCCUUCCAGAAGGGCGAGGUGGACGUCCUCGUGUGCACCGACCUGGCCGCGCGGGGCCUGGACACGAGCGGCGUGGAGCUCGUGGUCAACUACGACUUCCCUGGCAGCCUGCAGGACUAUCUGCACCGCGCGGGGCGCGUCGGGCGCGUGAGCAGCAAGGGGCCUGGCACUGUGGUCAGCUUUGUCACCUACCGCUGGGAGGUCGAUCUUGUGCGGAAAAUAGAGACCGCAGCCCGGAAAAGGAUGGUGCUCCCAGGCAUGGAGUCCUCUCUUAAGGAGUCUCUGCCUAGAGCGGCUUGAGGCCAGGUGCCCAACAGGAAUAAAAGGCACUGUGGGGAAAAGACUGGAGCCUCCCAGGCACUCUCACCCCAAGCUGAAUAUCCACUAGGUUGCACCAUUAAGUGGAUCCAAGAAAACCAAAGCACCAUUUGCAUUCAUGUCAUUCAUUACUGUUUUCUGUAWUUUUUUUUUUUAAAUGUACUAGGACAAUGUAGCCCCAUGUGGGUCAUACUUACAGCAUUUUUUUUGUUUAACCAUUCCCACU